AUGGCUUCUCUACCUUCAGUUGCUGUUAGUGGCAAUAUCAAGCUUGACCAAGAAUUCAGAAAACAUCCCACAAGUUCUAUUUCUUCAGAAAAGAGUGGAAUUGCAAACGUGUCGUAUCAGAAAAGUCAGACCAUCACAAGUUUGGAUGGAAGUUCAGAACCCAGGUCUCUGGACUUCCGAGAAGCUCUAGAGAUAUUUAGAGAGGGUUCUAAUAAGGUUGAUUCCUCUUACUAUGUUCCUCUCUUGCAAGAAUGUAUAGAGAGGAAUUCGGCUUCCAAUGCGCAAGCUGUGCAUGGGCACAUCAUUAAGACAGGAAGCCACCAAGAUUUGUUUGUCACAACUUUCCUUGUCAAUGUUUAUGCAAAGUGUAGAAUCAUGGAAGAUGCUCAUAAGGUUUUCGACAAAUUGCCUAAACGAAAUGUUGUUUCAUGGACAGCUUUGAUGACAGGUUAUGUUCACAAUUCGCGGCCAGAACUUGCCAUUCGGGUUUUCCUGGAGAUGUUAGAAGCUGGGGCUUAUCCUACCAAUUAUACUCUAGGAAUUGUUUUCAAUGCUUCAUCUACUUUGUACUUGAUUGAGUUAGGGAAGCAAUUGCAUGCCUACAGUAUAAAAUACCGGAUUGACUUUGAUACUAGUAUUGGAAACAAUCUUUGCAGUUUAUACUCCAAAUGUGGGAACUUGGAAUCCGCUUUUAAAGCAUUUAAGAAAAUUAAGGAAAAGAAUGUGAUCUCUUGGACUUCAGCUAUAUCUGCUUGUGGUGAUAAUGGCGAUUCUUCAAAGGGUUUGGAACUUUUUACUGAGAUGCUUUCAGAGGGAACCGAGCCUAACGACUACACCCUGACCAGUGCCUUGAGCUUGUGUUGUACAAUGCAGUCUUUGGGAGCAGGGAUGCAGAUACAUUCCUUAGUCAUUAAACUUGGCUAUGAGUUGAACCUUCCGGUAAGAAAUGCUAUCAUGUAUUUGUACCUCAAAUGUGGCAUGAUUAAUGAGGCUAGAAAGUUGUUUAAUGGAAUGGGAGAUAUGAGCUUGAUUACAUGGAAUGCAAUGAUUGCAGGUCAUGCCCAACUUAUUGAUCUUGCAGAAGACGAUCUUUCAGCAUACCGAAGUGGAAUUGAAGCUCUUAACAUUUUCUUGAAAUUGAAUGGCUCCGGGGUGAAACCUGAUUUAUUUACCUACUCAAGUAUCUUAACUAUAUGUAGUAGUUUGGUGGCUUUAGACCAGGGAGAACAGGUUCAUGCUCAGAGCAUCAAAAGCGGGUUUGUCUCAGAUAUUGUAGUAGCAACUGCGCUAGUCAAUAUGUACAAUAAAUGUGGAAGCAUUGAGAAAGCAAGUAAAGCGUUCAUAGAGAUGUCUACAAGAACGCUGAUAUCGUGGACUAGUAUGAUUGCAGGUUUUGCGCAGCAUGGCCGGACUCAGCAAGCACUACAGCUCUUUGAGGAUAUGAGAAUUGCAGGAGUCAGACCAAAUCAGGUUACUUUUGUGAGUGUUCUAUCUGCUUGUAGCUAUGCUGGAAUGGUCAAUGAAGCACUUGGUUACUUUGAGUCCAUGAAAAAGGACUACAGGAUCAAACCUGUGAUGGACCAUUAUGCCUGCCUUAUUGAUAUGUAUGUAAGGUUGGGUCGGUUAGAUGAAGCCUUUGGUCUUGUCAAGAAAAUGGAUUUUGAACCGAAUGAGUUUAUAUGGUCAACCUUGGUUGCAGGUUGUAGAAGACAUGGACAUAUAGACAGGGGAGUUUAUGCUGCUGAACAGUUGCUCAAGCUCAAACCAAAAGAUACCGAGGCUUAUGUCAUGUUGUUGGACAUGUACAUCUCUGCAGAAAGAUGGAAGGAUGUUUCUAGGGUGAGAAAAAUCAUGAAAGAGGAGAAGCUUGGGGAGCUGGAGGAGUGGAGCUGGAUUAGCAUUAAAGACAAGGUUCAUUCAUUUAAACCCAAUGAUAAAUCUCAUCCUCAAAGUGAAGUUGUUCAAAAGUACGUUGAUAGUUUGAUUGAUCAAGUCAAGAGUCUUGGAUACAAGCCAGUAGAGAGUUUGGAAUUAACUGAUGAAGACAAAGAAACCACUUUGUUCUCUUCUACAUCUUUCCAUAGUGAAAAGUUGGCAAUUGCUUUUGGAUUGUUGAACACACCAAAUGCUGCGCCAAUUCGGGUCAUCAAGAAUAUCAGUAUGUGCAGGGAUUGCCAUAGUUUUGUUAAGUUUGUAUCAUUACUGACUUCUAGGGAAAUUUCCAUUCGAGAUAGCAAGCGCCUUCACAAGUUUUUGAAUGGAAAAUGUUCAUGUGGAGAUUUUGGAGCUCUUCUUUGAUAUCUUUUAGCACCAAGAGUGGACAGAGUCCAGGGUUCUUCCAUCUGUUGUGAGAUGUUCAAUUUGGUGCAGAGAAAGAUGUCGAAAAAUUCAUGUUAAAUUCUUA
This is a messenger RNA of Fragaria vesca subsp. vesca, 2404 nucleotides long. Its product is annotated as pentatricopeptide repeat-containing protein At1g11290-like. The coding region runs from base 1 to 2298 and encodes 765 amino acids. Gene Ontology annotation, molecular function: protein binding; RNA binding; zinc ion binding. Gene Ontology annotation, biological process: RNA modification. Lineage: Eukaryota; Viridiplantae; Streptophyta; Magnoliopsida; Rosales; Rosaceae. The record is from RefSeq and is a predicted model, not a curated record. The transcript has 2 exons.